Molecule: messenger RNA, 1786 nt
Organism: Antrostomus carolinensis (chuck-will's-widow)
Lineage: Eukaryota; Metazoa; Chordata; Aves; Caprimulgiformes; Caprimulgidae
Gene: SLC15A4
Product: solute carrier family 15 member 4
Exons: 8
Biological process (GO): transmembrane transport; oligopeptide transport
Cellular component (GO): membrane
Molecular function (GO): transmembrane transporter activity
Source: RefSeq, a predicted model, not a curated record
GCCCUCCUGGGCAAGUUUGGCACCAUCCUGCUCAGCAUGGCGCUCUACCUGCUGGGCAUGCUGGCCUUCCCCGUCAUCGCCGCCCCGCACACGCGCCAGGGCCUCUGCGGGGACAUCCCCUUGUACCCCGUAGAGAACUGCUCCUCUCCGGCGGCCAACGCCACCCUGGCGCCUUGCUCCCAGGUGGGAGCCACCCGCUACUGUGCCAUCGCCACCUUCGUCGGACUGGUCCUCGUGGGGCUGGGCGUCGGGUCGGUCAAGGCCAACAUCACCCCUUUUGGGGCGGACCAGGUCAAAGAUCGGGGUCCAGAAGCCACAAGAAGAUUUUUUAAUUGGUUUUAUUGGAGCAUUAAUUUGGGAGCUAUUCUCUCCCUGGGAGGCAUUGCAUACAUUCAACAGAAUGUGAGCUUUGUUAUUGGAUAUAGUAUCCCAACAGUUUGCAUUGGGAUUUCGUUCAUGGUUUUCUUAUGUGGUCAGAGUUUCUUCAUCACAAAACCGCCUGAUGGUAGUGCCUUCACAGACAUGUUUAAAAUUCUUGCAUAUUCUUGUUGCUCAAGAAAGAGACAUGUGGAACGUUCAGCUAAUAGUGAAGGCCAGGGAGUACUUCAUCAAACUCGCAAGCAAAGCCUGUUUGAGAUGGCCAAGCUGUCCCAUGGGGGCCCAUUCAGAGAAGAUAAAGUGGAAGAUGUGAAAGCUCUCGUCAAGAUUAUCCCUGUCUUUUUGGCUUUAAUACCUUAUUGGACAGUGUAUUUUCAAAUGCAGACAACGUAUGUAUUGCAAAGUCUCCAUCUGAAAAUUCCUGAAAUAUCAAAUGACACCAACUCUAUUCAUACGUUUCCAGCAGCCUGGUUGACCAUGUUUGAUGCAGUGCUUAUUCUGAUCCUAAUACCCUUAAAAGAUAAAUUGGUGGACCCCAUUUUAAAGAGGAAUGGCUUGCUCCCAUCCUCACUCAAGAGGAUUGCAGUUGGAAUGUUCUUUGUAAUGUGUUCUGCAUUUGCUGCAGGAAUUCUGGAAAGCAACAGACUGAAAAUUGUAAAGGUUAAAACAAUUAAUCAGACAAUUGGAAAUGUUACAUAUCAUGCUGCAGAUUUGCCAAUAUGGUGGCAGAUUCCUCAAUAUGUGCUGAUUGGAUUCAGUGAAAUAUUUGCAAGUAUAGCAGGUCUAGAAUUUGCAUAUUCAGCUGCUCCCAAAUCUAUGCAGAGUGCUAUUAUGGGGCUGUUUUUUUUCUUUUCGGGGAUUGGAUCAUUUGUUGGCUCUGGAUUGUUGGCACUGGUGUCUAUUAAAGAAAUUGGCUGGAUGAGUAAUCACACGGAUUUUGGUAAUAUUAACGGCUGCCAAUUAAACUAUUAUUUUUUUUUGCUGGCUGCUAUCCAAGGAGCAACUCUUUUGCUUUUCCUUAUUGUUUCUGUGAAAUAUGAUCAUCAAAAGUCAAAGGUUAAUGAAGUGGCUGCCAAUGGGAGGAUCUGACAUCUGUUACAGAGCAGACUUGAUUACAGCAGCACACAGUGUAAGUGGCAGUGCACCCUGAGUCUGCGAGAUCUUAUGAUUUCUCCAGUGAGACUCUUCUAGACUUGCAUGUUACAAGAGUUCUUGCCCCUGCCCCCUCUCCUGUAACGUAGGUAAGUGCCUUAUGUUGGCAGGGCUCAUUUCUUGCACUACGUCCUGGAAGAGGACAAACACAAAUCUUGGAAGCGUAUUAACUCUAGGCAUUCAAGUUGCUCUUUGUUAACUGUGAGAUGUUUACUUAACUUUUGAAAGUUGUGACACUUACACUUGGAAACUGAGU